Messenger RNA from Pseudo-nitzschia multistriata, 1597 nucleotides. NCBI's taxonomy places the organism in Eukaryota, Bacillariophyta, Bacillariophyceae, Bacillariales, Bacillariaceae. The record is from the annotation of a GenBank genome assembly.
CCAUUUCUGUACGGUGCGGUAUCGUUAAGGGAGGUGAGUGAAGUURGCAUGCGGUUUGUUUUCUUACAUAAUUGUCCCAUAAAAAUCAUYGAUAAAUUGUUCUGAUCCAUCAUACAGACAGAAAAAUUUCAACAACAACACAACACUUGCACGAUGUCAACGAUAUUGAACGAAUCCACCCAAACAAGAAUGCUCGAGUGGGCACUUGCACUCUUCUCACUCACGGUAUUGGGUUGUGUCAUGUACAAAAAAUCGAGAUUCGGGGCAGAAAGCGAGGACAUCGAUGAAUCAAUCCACCCGAACCCAACCGCGAACACCACCACGGCCAAUCGAAAAAAUGUUCCGAAAUGGGAAGAACAGAAGAGGAGAGCGGUUAUWUUCAAACUCUUCCAAACCGAGCACAUCCAAGAGGUAAGUUCGAACCAACGGAAGCAACGAAACACACUAAAGCCACACAAAUCCAUUCGCGCCACUUCCGUUUUCUCACSCGCKCACGGCAAUUCCUGUAAAUUAUGGCUCCUGCRUGAUCACAGAGAGUAACGUGCAGUCGGAUCCGACGCAGCCGUUCCGUAAGCAUGGGAUCCGCYACGACAARAGACAGCGAGUCGCUCGAUGGCGAAGAAGACCGCGAGGACGUAUGCUCUCUGGACGGRGAGGARGACCACGGGAUAGUGAUGGURGGCGGCGCGGACGGCGUCCACAGCGACGGCGGCACCGAACCCGACGACACCGACAUUGAAACCGGUGGAGAYCCAGGCGGCACCGGCGGAAAGCCGGUGGCCAAUCUCUGCGCCAUCUGCCUAGAGGAAUACCACGAGGGAGACACCAUCGUGUGGUCCUCGAACAAGAACUGCCGCCACGCSUUCCACCGGGAUUGCCUGACGAGCUACCUCGUAAAGAUAAACGCGAAGGACACGUACGAGUCCUACCCGUGCCCGUGCUGCCGGCAAAACUUUUUCUACGAAGACYGCGGCGACGGCGSGAAGCAGAACACGAGUGCUUCGACCGGCAGCGAAGAAGAAGAGGUGUGACGGAACACCGGUGACCCGAUGCUCUCGAGUGGUGAUCGCAUCGGCAAUGAUUGAACCGCGACGUGUCAAUGCGAAUCGGGUGCUGGCAAGGACACACCGCGUCCUUCAGCGAGAACGAAAUGCUCUUGGUCUCUKGGGCUCUUGAGUCAUUAUUGAUUUUGGUUGCGAGACCAGCACCACCAUCCAUGGGCUAUCAUGCUUUGCAGGGUAGAAUUUGUUUGUUCCCCAACGUUAUGGUAUUGGUCAAACAAAAACAAACCAACACUCAGUUAACAGAAGAAAAUGAACCAUUGUGAUUUUGCAAGAAAAUGCGAAUUUUGUUCCUUCAAGAACACGGGUUGGCUCUAUCGAUCCGACCAACACACCCGAGUAGCUAGUAGUAGUAGUAGUACCAGUAGUAGUACCAGUAGUAGUACCAGUAGUAGUAGUAGUAGUAGUACUAGUCGUCGUCACUGAUUUGUUUUCCUUAGAAGAAAGAUCCUCUCGUUCUAUGGAAGAGAUUUUUUUGUUUUGCUUUCACUUUGCUUGGUCUUGCUACGAGCAGGAAAGAAACAUCAAAUGCAUAC